AUGGCACCACUGACUGCAGAAGAGCUGCUCAAGCACCCAGAAUAUCCACACACCAUCUGGGACCUCAAGCCAAGCCACAAAGGCAAAGCUGUUGUUGCCAAAGAUCGUGGAGGUCCCUUCAAUAUCGCUUAUGAAAUCCAUGGCCAUGGCGAUCGACACCUCGUGUGGGUCAUGGGCCUUGGAGGCAUGAAGUACGGAUGGCAACGUCAGACCAAGGACUUUGCUCAUACCAAGGGCGAUCAGUACUCGUCGCUGGUAAUCGAUAAUCGGGGAAUUGGAGACUCGGAUAAACCCACUGCCCGGUACUCGACGUCCGAAAUGGCAAAGGACAUUGUUGAAGUCAUCAACCACAUCGGCUGGACUGGCGAGCGCGAGAUCCACAUCAUUGGCAUCAGCAUGGGUGGCAUGAUUGCCCAGGAACUUGGCUUCCUAGAAAACCUCAUUAAUCGCGCCAACCUCUUCAUACCCAAGUCUCUUGAUGCGCAGAUUGAAGGCGUCAAGAAGAAUCUUUACACCCAGGAAUGGCUCGACGCGCCUGACACUCUUGAGCCUGUGGUGGAAGCGUUUCCUACGAAUGGCGACCGCUUUGCAGCAAAUGAGCUCUGGAAACGUCAGCACCCAGAAUACUUUACCAAGGCUGGUUUCAUGCUACAAGCCGUAGCCGCAGGUUGGCAUCACAAGAGCCCAGAACAACUACAAGAGAUUGCGAACAAGGUAGGAAAGAACAGAAUCAUGGUUGUGCACGGAACCAAGGAUCGCAUGUUGACGUUUCCGCUUGGUGUGGUGCUUUGGAGAGGACUGGAAAAAGGCGAGGGCGUCACAGGCAAGGAGAAUUGGCUAGGCAUUGAGGAAGAAGAGGACAUCUGGGAACAAGGCGAGAUUGAGAAGCACUUCAUCAAGGGCCAGGGUCACGUGCUACCGGUAGAGAUGCGACAAGAGUUUAAUGGAUGGGUUAAGGCAUUGAUCGAGAGGGGCGAGCGACUCAAUAAGGGAUUGUAG
This is a messenger RNA of Pyrenophora tritici-repentis Pt-1C-BFP, 999 nucleotides long. NCBI's taxonomy places the organism in Eukaryota, Fungi, Ascomycota, Dothideomycetes, Pleosporales, Pleosporaceae. The record is from RefSeq and is a predicted model, not a curated record.